UUAUUUUUCACCUAACAUUCCUCAGUGUUGAUUCAGUUGUGAAUUUCUAUUGAAUUACUUGUUAUUUAGUUUUAAGCAAAGAAGAUUUGGAAGCCAUUUCUGUGCAUUUGUAAACAGUGAUUGUUUUUGGCACAUAUAAUCUUUUUCUAACUUGUUAUUGGGCUUAUCGUCGAGAUGGUCUCAUUUAUAAUGAGUAUGAACCUGUAAUAUUUUAAAAUAAAACAAUGGUAUUUGCUAAUUAGAUUAAUUGUAUCUUUUACGAAUAUGACCUAAAUCAUUGUGUGCAGGUAAUUAAACAAAGGACUGAUUGUAUGUAGUUUCAUUAUUCAUAAAAUCAAUUGAUGAAUGCUUAAUAACAAGCAUGUUUAAAUUAUGAGUAGUGAGAAUUCCUGUUGUUUUUCUACACUUGAUUUACAAUGCAAGAAUCCAGCCUGUUGAUUUUGAAGUUGGGUCUCUCCUGAGUUUUUCAUCUAGUUCAGCAACACUUUGUUGAAAAUGUUUCCUGGUACCGAUAAUGGUAUGAUUCCUCCAUAGUUCACACAUUUGCUCAGGUCUCCUUUCUUUGGUAUCUUGAUGAGAUAUUCUUCUUUCCAGUCUGUUGAGAUUUGUUCCUCCUUGUUAAUCUUCCUGAAGAGAACGUGAAGCAUGUUUGCAGUUGCUUCUAUGUUUGACUUUAAUGCUUCCGGUGAUGUAUUGUCAGGUCCUGCUGCUUUCCCAUACAUGAUUUGUCCGAUGGCCAUCAUGAUUUCUCCCAUCGCCGGUGGAGUGACGUCUAUAAGAAGAUCUGUGUGUGCUGCUUUGAUGUCCGGUGGGUUCAGUGGAGCUGGUCUAUUCAAGAGUCCCUCGAAGUGCUCUACCCAUCUGUUCCACUGUCCUUGAAUGUCAGUGAUUGUCUUGCCUUCUUUGUCCUCGACCGGUCUCUCUGGUUCACCAUAUUUCCUCAUCAGUUUCAUCGUUGUGUCAUAUAGCUGUCUCAUAUUUCCUUGUCCUAUAGCUUUUUCCGCUGUCUUUGCAAUCUCUUCAACGUAUUUCUGCUUAUCAGCGCUGACGCCUUUCUUCACUUGCUUGUUCGCUUCUGUGUGUUCAGCUGGCGCCUUGACUUUUCCUGUUCUUUUUCAACUGUCGCUGAAUUACGGUUCGCUUGUUCUUCUCUUCUUGAAUCUUGUCCAGAGAUUCCAUAGGGAUCCACUCCUUAGGAUGAUGCAGCUGGCGACCCAGAACCUCCUGACACGUUGAAGUUAGUGCCUUUUGAUCUCUUUCCAGUUGUCCAUCAUAGUCUGUUUCUCUUCUCUGAGUAGAUAUUGCAAGGCUUGAAACCUGUUGUUGGGAGAUACCAUGAAUUGGUUGAGUUUGUCAGUAUCUCGUAGGUAGGCUGUAUUGGACCUUCGUAAUGGUGCUUCCGCAGAUGUCCAGUGUUUCUUUAGCCUCAGUUUCGCCUUGCACACAACCUGGUGGUGAUCUGAGGCUAUGUUAUCUCCUCUUCUGGUUCUCACGUCUUCUAUUGUCCUUCUGAAUUUUUCAUUGGUACAAAUAUGACCCAUCUGGUUCUCCGUGUUGUAAUGCGGUGAGACACAUGUAACCUUGUAUAUGUUGAGGCCUACUGGUGCAGAGGCUGCUGCUACACUAGUUGUCUUCAUCUGCACUUGUUCAUGUGUAUGGGAUAGUAGAGCCAGGUCAUUUGUGAAGUUCAUGCCGUCUAAUUGAUUCCAAAGUGUGCACUGAGUUCCUUGCUUCAUCUCAGACAUGGAGGUUUUAAUAAUCGAGCGAUCAGAGUAGUGUUAGCGUUUAUUCACAGUGAAUGUUUGUUAAGUACAUGUUGUUUGAGACGAAAUAUGAUGGUUGAUGAUUAAGUAGAUCUGGUCAUAAAUGCAGUAUCAUAUCGAAUAGUUCAUACAAUGGUCAUAUCAUCAUCAUAGUUAAUGCGAAUAUAAUUGUUAAAAAUUAAUUGUAUUAUACACAAAGUUAUUUAUCUAUUUCAUUUCAAUUAUUCUUCUUCUUGUCUAAUUUCUUUACAUUACCAUAGAUAACGUGGUUGCAGUCCAGUCUCCAGACUCCAUAAAACCAAGAAUCAGGACGUAAACUGUGUAAUUGAUUUCAGAAAACUUGGUGAAUUACAGUGAGCAAAUAUGUUUAGAUCACAAGUAGCAGUUGUUUGGUUUCUCUUCUUUCUCCUGGUCUGCAAUGCAGGAGAUCAAGAAGUGGCAGCUCAGACUCUUGAGUUUUCAAGUAAAGAUAUCUUUAUAAAUACACUAUCUGUCCGUGUUAAGGAGUGGGAUGAAAAAAUUGAAAAAGGUUCAGCAGGAGUAUCACUAAAGUUUUUGGAUAGUUAUUGUGCAAAUGUUGUGGAUGUGGUGAAGGAAUUGGAACCAAAAUUGAGUUCUGCUACUCUGUCAUGUGAUAUCGAUCACUCACAAAGGCCAAAUGAUAUCCGUGUCGACACUGUUAAGGUUGAACUGGCAGUGUUAUCGAGUGAAAUGGAAGAAGUAUUUUCAUCGAAAACGUGGUUCCCAUCGUUGAAGAAUUCACUUGAAUCGGGUAAUGUGAAUGUGAAUAGCGCGUGGAUAAUUGAUAUCGUUUCAGUGAGUGAUCCGACAGCCGUUGGCCGUGAAUCCUAUCUGUUCCAAAAAACCUAUUCUACGAGUUUAGUAACUACUGAUAAGUGCCGUGAGCUGAAGAUCAUUAUGUCGAAUAUAUAUACUGGAUUCGGUGAAACAAUGACGAACUGCUCCUUCGAUGUGUUGACAGGAGAUAUAAGCACGACGAUGGACUACCGAGAACUUAUGAAGAAAGGGUAUUGCUGUUCAGAGCAUAAUGUAUAUAGAAGAAUUUACUGGUCUAUUUAUGAAUUACUAUAUGAGGGUGAAAGCGGUGAGAAUACGAUCAAACCGCCCAAAAUAACUCAACCCGAAAUAACCAUUGACAAGAAAAAUACUACUUUCGAUGGAAAAACGACCAUACAGAGCGAAAUAUCUCAACCUGGAACAACGACUGAUAAAGAAGAAACGUCUCUCGGUUUGCCGUCAAUCAUACGAAUCUCUGAAUUAGAAAACUUGAAAGUGAACUAUACAGGUCACUGUAUCUAUGCUUCGUUUCCAUCUGAUCGGUCAGAUGAAGAGUGACAAAUGACCCAAUCAAAUCAAAUUAAAUAAACACUGUUUUAGUCUGUAGUAAACUUAACAAUAUUCUUGAAUCACAUUCUGUAAUUUUAACACACAAUACAUGGAA
This is a messenger RNA of Schistosoma haematobium, 3225 nucleotides long. RefSeq lists its product as uncharacterized. The record is from RefSeq and is a predicted model, not a curated record. The transcript is spliced from 15 exons. The coding region runs from base 2127 to 3119 and encodes 330 amino acids. Lineage: Eukaryota; Metazoa; Platyhelminthes; Trematoda; Strigeidida; Schistosomatidae.